UAUAUAUAAUUCUUGACAAGUCAAGAAUGCUCCCUCUUGUAAUUCGCGUUUGAGCGAUAAAAGGAGAGAUAAAGCGAGAAUCGCGGAAGGUUCUGGGACGAUAAUACUCCGAUAAGGAUUUGCGGCGGCGACGAUGAGCUGACCGAAAGUACAAAGCGGCUGGCCGACAUUUGAAAGGAGACGGCUCGAGCGUUCAGGCUAAGCGCGUGAUCAGCUGAUCGACGAAGUUGCAGAGCGCGAGACACACGUGUAACAGUGUGAUUGUAAUUGUAAUUAACAUAAAUACUCAUUAUGCGUCUGAUAAUUUGUGACACAGUGGACUAUGUCGCAGAGUGGUCUGCGAAGUAUGUUCUUAAGAGAAUCAAUGAUUUCAAGCCUAAUAAGGACAAGUAUUUUGUCCUUGGUCUUCCUACAGGCGGUACGCCUCUGGGAAUGUAUAAAAAGCUCAUAUCAUAUUAUCAACAAGGCAAAAUUUCCUUCAAGUAUGUUAAAACAUUCAAUAUGGAUGAGUAUGUCGACCUACCAAGAGAUCAUCCUGAGUCUUAUCAUUAUUACAUGUACAACAAUUUCUUUAAACACAUAGAUAUAGAUCCAGAGAAUGUGCAUAUACUUGAUGGAAAUGCGGUGGAUCUUGUAAAAGAGUGCGAUGACUUUGAGAGGAAGAUCAAAGAGGCUGGUGGAAUAGAAUUAUUCAUUGGAGGUAUCGGUCCAGAUGGACACAUAGCUUUCAACGAGCCAGGCUCAUCAUUGGUUUCCCGCACAAGGGUGAAGACUCUUGCCCAGGACACUUUGGAGGCCAAUGCGAGAUUCUUUGGAAACGACAUCAAUAAAGUCCCGAAACAAGCCCUGACUGUGGGUGUCGGCACCGUGAUGGAUGCUGAGGAAGUGAUGAUUCUUAUCACCGGGUCUCACAAGGCCUUUGCCCUUUACAAAGCGAUUGAGGAGGGUGUCAAUCACAUGUGGACGGUGUCGGCUUUUCAGCAACAUCCUCGUACGCUUAUAAUCUGUGAUGAAGACGCGACUCUGGAAUUACGUGUGAAAACAGUGAAAUAUUUUAAGAAUUUAUGGGAUAUUCAUAGCAAAUUUAUCGAGCAAGAAAAUCGAACAACGUAACAACUUUGUUAUUGUCAACCAUCGCCGAAAUUAAAUGAAAAAAGGAGUAAAAAAAGAACAAAUGGAGAAAAGUUAAGCAUCAAUUCAAAUUGUGAAUAAAUUGAUGAAAUAUUAUAUGUUAUGAAAUAUCCUACAUUUGUUAUUUUAAUAUUC
Messenger RNA from Nylanderia fulva, 1266 nucleotides. RefSeq names its product glucosamine-6-phosphate isomerase Oscillin (gene Oscillin). Gene Ontology annotation, cellular component: cytoplasm. The record is from RefSeq and is a predicted model, not a curated record. Lineage: Eukaryota; Metazoa; Arthropoda; Insecta; Hymenoptera; Formicidae. Gene Ontology annotation, biological process: D-glucosamine catabolic process; carbohydrate metabolic process; N-acetylglucosamine catabolic process. Gene Ontology annotation, molecular function: identical protein binding; glucosamine-6-phosphate deaminase activity.